AUGUCCUCCAACGUUUCCUCCGCCGGUAUCACUACCGACACCACGACAGGCGAGCGCUACAUCCCUUCUUCAGUACGAGCAGACGGCUCAAAGCGUCGAGAAAUUCGAGUUCGUCCCGGCUACAAGCCCCCAGAGGAUGUCGAGCUCUACAGGAACCGCGCAGCCGCUGCAUGGAAAACCCGAGGAAAAGGUGGGGUGCCCGGUGCGGAAGCCAUGAGCAGCGAAGAGGACAAGGCAGCCCAGGCCGCUAGUACAUCCGCCAGCAACAAGAACGCCAAGCGGAGAGAGGCCAGACGCAAGGCAAAGGAGAACGAGGGCCCCGAGCCUGCUACUGAGAAGAAGGGAGCCGACUCCGACAACUGGCGCGUGCCAGCCCCAAAGAAGGAGGAGCCGCCAGUCGAAGAUCCCGUCGAUAUCGAAGCCGAGAAGGAGAAGAAGGCUCGCAACCUCAAGAAGAAGCUGCGGCAGGCGCGAGACCUGCGCGAUAAGAAGAAUGAAGGCGAAAUGCUUCUACCCGAGCAGCUGGAGAAGCUUAUCAAAAUCCCGGAGCUGAUCCGUCAAUUGGAUGCCCUCGGUUUCGACUCCAACGGCGAUAAGAAGGAAAACGCCAGCCCAGAGAAGGCCUGA
Penicillium subrubescens is the source of this 627-nucleotide messenger RNA. RefSeq names its product putative RNA binding protein Pym. Gene Ontology annotation, cellular component: exon-exon junction complex; cytoplasm. The transcript has a single exon. Gene Ontology annotation, biological process: exon-exon junction complex disassembly. Gene Ontology annotation, molecular function: RNA binding. Lineage: Eukaryota; Fungi; Ascomycota; Eurotiomycetes; Eurotiales; Aspergillaceae. The record is from RefSeq and is a predicted model, not a curated record. The coding region runs from base 1 to 627 and encodes 208 amino acids.